Caenorhabditis bovis is the source of this 414-nucleotide messenger RNA. The record is from the annotation of a GenBank genome assembly. NCBI's taxonomy places the organism in Eukaryota, Metazoa, Nematoda, Chromadorea, Rhabditida, Rhabditidae.
AUGUGUAGUUAUUCUACGUCGCCAAACGCGUUGCGGUUCGCGUGCGCUUCUCAUCGCAACUCGUCUGAUCUACUCGCUAACAAAAUACGAGAAAAGAAGAACGAAGAUCGCCAUGAAGAAGGCGAAGGCGAUAUGCUUCGAUCUGGAUUAGAAGAAGCAGGCGAACUGGAAUUUGCGCAAACGAUUAAUGCCGGCGAUAACAACGAGCAGAAAGUGAGCGUAUGCGACCACUCGACUUCCGAGCUGGACUUGAGUCAGAGUUAUUUGAAAACUCAAAAUUUUAUAAAUUCCGAUGAUCCGUUCGAGAACGGCGACCACAAAGAUGGCCAUAUACGUUGGAGUAAAUGGAAGAAGGUCAUGAUGGAGAAGAACCAAGAGGAGGUCGACUCCAUACAAAAAUUGAUUAUUUCAUAA